CCUUGAUGAUUUUGUAAUAAGUCAAAAAAUCGGUGCUCUGUUAACUUUGAAAAGAAAUAUUGUCGGUUGGCUUUGGAAUAAUAAUUGUCCGAAGGACAUAGAGCAAAGUUUUUGUAUGUCCGCAAUUAUAAAAUUUGAUCAUUAUACACUGAAAAUAGCUGCUUUGUCGGACUGA
Molecule: messenger RNA, 175 nt
Organism: Dentiscutata heterogama
Lineage: Eukaryota; Fungi; Glomeromycota; Glomeromycetes; Diversisporales; Gigasporaceae
Source: the annotation of a GenBank genome assembly